CAUCUUCAUGCGGGGCGGGGGGCGGGUCUGGCAGCUUGCCUUCCAUCCCCCAGACUGGAGAGCGGACGGACCGCAGCAGUAGCAGCAGGGAGGGAAAGGAAGCGCCGCCCCCAGCGCCCACCUCGGACUCGGAGACGGAGUCCGCUCCAGACGUCGAGAGCAGAGCAGCUUGCUUGCCGAGCUGCCUCCCAGCCCUCGGCAAGUGUCGCGGGAGAGCCUGCAGCAGGCGGCACGGCUGGAGGGAGCGCAGCACGGAGCGGAGGGCGGGGGCUGAUUGUCAGGGCAGGGCGCAGGGGCGAGGUGCGCGCGUGCCACAGCCCCGAGGAAACUUUUCCGGAGGCGGGGUGGUGGAGAUGCUCAACAGAAGCUUUCUUGGCGGGUCGCUUCAGGCAUGCGCGUGCCUCCCAGCUGCUCCUCAGCCAGACUCUCCAGCACCCCAGCCAACGGCUACCUCACAAACGACGACAAGUAGUCGACCUAAUGGAAGGGAAAAGGCGGGAAUCUGUGGAGGGAGAAGAUGUACAACAGCAGUUUCAAGUACAGCUGAAAUGCCUACCAAGAUUAAAAUUGGCCUAGGACAAUUAGAUGUCUCCACAGAGAUCAAACAUGUCCAUCCUGAAAGUCUAACUAUAUCCGUGGAAAAUCAUAUAACUCUUAGUGGAGUUCCAAGUAUGGAUAAUGGACUUGUGAAUGCAUUUAGUUCUGAAAACCUUCACUUGAAGAGUGAUCUGAUUAAACCAGUUGAAGAAGGAUUCCACUCCUCUCAAGAUACCUGCUUAGGUACUGUGCAUGAAACUACAGUUGAUCACUUGAAAUAUACUCAUAAUAAAGAAAAUGAAAAUGCAGUGCUAGAAGUAAGAAUGCAGCCAUGUACACAAGACUGUUGUGAUGAAGUUCAUGGAAAAUAUCUGAGAUUACCAGAACAGACUCAUUCAGAAGAUGCAACGUGUGCUUAUUUACCACAAGUGCAAUUGCACUCGUACAAUAUCCAUUUUCCACCUUCCUUAAUGACACAACAUAGAAAUUCUGUGUUAUCUCUUGGUACCAGCACUCCAGGUGGAGCAGUCAACACAAAUGUAGAAAUGAUACCAAUACUUUUUAAUUCUACAAAUAAAAAUGUAUUGAGGCCAUCAUUAACUCCGGGUGCAAGUGCAAAUAACUGUGCUGCUUGCGACCAAAUCAAAGGAAUGAUUAAUAGUUCCAUAAUGUCACAAGCCUUACCAAGCUGCUCUGGAGAAUCUUGUAAUGGUAUCAGUGCUUUACCUCAGGAUACUGCUCCUGUUUGUGAUGAACUUGCAGAGGUCAGAGAGGCAGUUGUUAGCAUUACAACUAAUAAUUUGGAAGAAUCAGUUUUUCAAAAUUCGAAUGGUGGAGGAACCAGCCACAACCUAACAACUUCACAAUCUGCAAUGGAGGAAUCUGCCAAUUCACACAGAAAUUAUUCCAGUCCUCAAGUGAUAAUCUGCCAGCUGAAGGGUGGUACCCAUAUACUCUGUAUAAACAAUACAGACACAAGAGAAUUGAGAACAGUUCAUUUGGUCCCCCAGUAUCACGACCAGCAUAAGUAUAUUCAGCCAGAUGCAACUAAUGCUGUAGCAUCUGUACUGGGACAGUUUUUGCCGGUUGCAGGUAAACUGAAUAUCUGUGCACAAGAGCUUGAUAAUGGAUCCUUAUAUACAUGCCAUUCAAAUCCAAAUCAUCAAGAGACAACAAAACUGACUUUAGUUGGAUUACCUUUUAGUUCCUGGGAUGCAAAGUCUAAAAAGCCAUGCAACUGCACUAAAUCGCAAUGUCUCAAAUUAUACUGCGAUUGUUUUGCCAACGGUGAUUUCUGUAGUAACUGCAACUGCAAUAAUUGUUAUAACAAUCCGCAACAUGAAAUAGAACGGUUUAAGGCAAUUAAGAUGUCAUUUCCCUGGCUGCAGAUUCGUGAAACCAUGGAUGUUGGAUCCACAGGUAACGAGGCUUGUCUUGACAGAAACCCAGAAGCUUUCCUGCCAAAGAUUGGAAAAGGGAAACUAGGAGAUAUCAAGCCCAGGCAUAAUAAAGGAUGUAAUUGUAAGCGUUCAGGAUGCCUAAAGAAUUACUGUGAAUGUUUUGAGGCUAAAAUUAUGUGUUCAUCUAUCUGCAAAUGUGUUGGUUGCAAAAAUUAUGAAGAAAGCCCAGAUCGAAAAACUUUAAUGAACAUGUCAAACCAUAUGGAGAUUAAAAAUGACUCUGUAUCAUGUUCUAACUUUGAAAUUUUAUCGAAAACCAGAAAAGACAGCCGGCAGUCUAGUACAUGUAUAUCAUGGGAAGUGGUUGAGGCAACAUGUGCCUGUCUCCUGGCUCAAGCUGAAGAGGCAGAAAAAGAAGCUUACUCUAUUUGCUUAGCAGAACAAAUGAUCUUAGAAGAAUUUGGGAGAUGUCUGUCACAGAUUCUGCACUCCGAAUUUAAAUCCAAAGGGUUGAAUGUUGAAUAAUGUACCUUAGCUACAGAAACAUGAGCUGAAAUUGUGUUAGAGAUAGAUAGCCUUUGAUAUGCAAUGAUUAACUUAAUUAAUUUU
Molecule: messenger RNA, 2546 nt
Organism: Hemicordylus capensis (graceful crag lizard)
Lineage: Eukaryota; Metazoa; Chordata; Lepidosauria; Squamata; Cordylidae
Gene: TESMIN
Product: testis expressed metallothionein like protein
Exons: 16
Coding region: 354-2462 (702 amino acids)
Biological process (GO): regulation of DNA-templated transcription
Cellular component (GO): nucleus
Source: RefSeq, a predicted model, not a curated record